Molecule: messenger RNA, 2101 nt
Organism: Medicago truncatula (barrel medic)
Lineage: Eukaryota; Viridiplantae; Streptophyta; Magnoliopsida; Fabales; Fabaceae
Product: probable indole-3-acetic acid-amido synthetase GH3.1
Exons: 3
Coding region: 71-1873 (600 amino acids)
Cellular component (GO): cytoplasm
Molecular function (GO): acid-amino acid ligase activity
Source: RefSeq, a predicted model, not a curated record
UUCUUCUUCAUUCUCAUUUCUCAUAUCUCUCAUAUUUCCUCUUUCUGUUUCAUAGAACUUUCAUUUCAUCAUGGCUGUUGAAUCUGAAAUCCUUUUGGAACCACCUUCUUCUGUUGAUGAAAAGAGCUUAAACAAAGCUCUUGAAUUCAUUGAAGAAAUGACAAAAAACACUGACUCAGUUCAAGAAAGAGUUCUCUCUGAAAUUCUUGAACAAAACGCAGAAACUGAAUACUUGAAACGAUUUGGACUUAACGGUGCCACUGACCGUGAAACCUUCAAAUCCAAAGUUGCAGUUAUCACCUAUGAAGAUCUUUUACCUGAUAUUCAACGCAUUGCUAACGGUGACCGUUCUCCUAUCUUGUCUGCUCAUCCAAUCUCAGAGUUUCUGACCAGUUCAGGAACAUCUGCUGGUGAAAGAAAAUUGAUGCCAACUAUUCAUCAAGAAAUGGACCGUCGUCAGUUAUUGUACAGCCUACUCAUGCCAGUGAUGAACCAAUAUGUUCCUGAUUUGGACAAAGGAAAAGCACUUCACUUUCUUUUCAUCAAAGCAGAAACAAAAACUCCAAGUGGGUUAGUGGCACGUCCAGUUCUAACAGCCUACUACAAAAGUGAACAGUUUAAGAAAAGACCAUUUGACCCUUACAAUGUGUUAACAAGUCCAGAUGAAGCUAUCCUUUGUCCUGAUUCAUUUCAAAGCAUGUAUACUCAGAUGCUUUGUGGCCUAAUCAUGCGCCAUGAAGUUCUUCGAGUCGGAGCAGUUUUCGCUUCCGGGCUUCUCAGAGCCAUUAGGUUCCUUCAGCUGAAUUGGGCUGAAUUAGUCCAUGACAUUGAAACAGGAACCCUAAACCCAAAAAUCACUGAUCCUUCUAUCAAACAGUGCAUGUCGAAAAUACUUAAACCGAAUCCUGAACUCGCGAAAUUCGUUACAAAAGAAUGUUCAGGAGACAAUUGGGAACGUAUAAUCCCAAGAAUCUGGCCUAACACAAAGUAUCUUGAAGUUAUUGUCACUGGUGCUAUGGCUCAGUACAUUCCUACCCUUGAUUAUUACAGUGGUAACCUUCCAAAACCAUGUACAAUGUAUGCUUCAUCUGAAUGUUAUUUUGGUCUUAACCUUAAGCCUAUGACAGAACCAAAUGAAGUUUCUUACACCAUUAUGCCAAACAUGGGUUACUUUGAAUUUUUACCACAUGAUGAUUCAUCACCUAUAACCCUCUCACGUGACUCACCUCCAAAGCUAGUAGACCUUGCUGAUGUCCAAAUUGGUAAAUUUUAUGAGCUUGUAAUCACAACUUAUUCCGGUUUUUGCCGUUACAGAGUUGGUGAUAUUCUUCAAGUCAAUGGAUUCCAUAAUUCUGAUCCUCAGUUCAAAUUCGUGAGGCGAAAGAACGUGUUGUUGAGUAUCGAUUCGGAUAAAACAGACGAAUCGGAGCUUCAAAAAGCUAUUGAAAAUGCGUCUGCAUUGUUAAAGGAGUUCAAAACAAGUGUUGUUGAAUACACUAGUUUUGCUGAAACAAAAUCAAUUCCUGGACAUUAUGUUAUUUAUUGGGAGCUUUUGAUGAAGGAUUCCUCUUGUCCUCCAACUGAUGAAGUGUUGAAUCAAUGUUGUUUGGUUAUGGAAGAGUCUUUGAAUUCUGUUUAUAGACAAGGAAGAGUUGCUGAUAAUUCAAUUGGGCCAUUAGAGAUUCGUGUGGUGAAAAAUGGCACGUUUGAGGAACUAAUGGAUUAUGCAAUAUCGCGUGGUGCAAGUAUCAAUCAGUAUAAAGUUCCUAGGUGCGUGAGUUUCACUCCUAUAAUGGAACUUCUUGACUCUAGGGUGGUAUCAGUUCAUUUUAGUCCUUCUCUACCUCAUUGGACUUCAGAACGACGUCGUUGAAGGGUUGUGUAAUAACGUGUUUAGCAUGCAGCAUGCAUAGCACGAGUUCUUUAUAAUAAUGAUAGUAAUAGUAAUAAUAAAAAGCAAAAUGGGAAAUUUGCUAGAUGGAUGUAAGAUAAAUGUGUUAAGUGUAGUUAAGUUCUUAUGAUCUUUAUAAGAUCUAAGAUUAUGAUUAAGUAUUUCGUGUAAUUUUUGUUGAUUUGAUAUUUCAAAAGUAUGUUCCCUAUU